GAAGUUGGUGUCGCCUCGAGUGGACGAAGCGGUGAAAUCCUCCAACUACAUGAAAAUGUCAAAAAUGGAACUUUGUCCUGCAAGAGAGGACAAGGAGAGUCAACGUGAAACUGAUUUUUCUUCUCAAAUUCUCCAAGAUGCCCAGCAGCCGAUUGGGUACCAAGAGGAAUCUAUGCCCCCACAUGUUAAGGAGGAAGCACAAGAUCCUUUGCCCUGCCAGAUUAAAGUGGAAGAGGAGGGGGGCAAUGUAACAAAGUUACCACCGACUGUUGACAUUGUGAAGAGCGAAUACGACAAAAGAGUCAAAGAAAAACUGCCCGAGUUAUCGCAGCUUCUCGGCAGCAGCUCACCACAAUGCGUGACAACAGUAGAACUUCCACCUCAACAGCAGUGGGGGAGCUCCAGCUUGGAGUGGAAGAAGCUGCAGCCCUUCCACAUGAAGGAGGAAGAGGAAAAGGCUGACGUCAACAACUUGCCACUGACUGGCGUCGAUGUGAAGAGAGAAGAUGACAUAGACGAACCGCUGGAGUGCACACAAAUUCAGCAUCGCAGUCCAAGUGGACGACCGCCGCUAGACAACCUCUUAGCGCCGCUGUCAGAAAGUGACGACAUUGAAGAACCUCGGCGGAGCAUCCCAGACACGGAAGGUGACGACAUGCAGUUGAAAACUUCUGAAAGAGCGGCGAGGAACAAGACGUCAGGAACGCGUAAAAAACAUUGCACCUGCUCAGUUUGUGGUAAAGGAGUCGCUAAUAAAACAAAAUUGGUCAGACACAUGAGGACACACACAGGGAAAAAAGCCUUCAGUUGCUCACAUUGUGGUAAAGAAUUUUCUCAAAAGGGAUCACUGGUGGAACACGUGAGAAUACACACGGGAGAGAAACCCUUCAAAUGCUCAGUGUGCAGUAAAACGUUCUCGCAAAAAGGAAGUAUGCAAGCACACAUGAGAAUGCACACGGGAGAAAAACCCUUUAAGUGCUCACAUUGCGGGAAAGAAUUUGCUCAGAAGGGAACGAUGCUCGGACACGUGCGUCUACACACAGGAGAAAAACCUUUUAGUUGCUCAUUUUGCAGUCGAACAUUCUGCCAGAAGGGAAGUAUGCUAUCACACAUGAGAAAACACACGGGGGAAAAACCUUUCAGUUGCUCAACUUGUGGCCGAACCUUCUCUCAUAGAGCGGCGAUGGCGACACACAUGAGAAGACACACGGGAGAAAAACCUUACAGUUGCUCGACUUGUGGUAAAAUCUUCUCCCAAAAGCAACAUCUGGUAUCGCACACGAGAACGCACACGGGAGAGAAACCUUAUAGUUGCUCCACUUGUGGUAAAAUGUUCUCUCAAAAGCCACAUCUGGCAACACACAUGCGAACACACACGGGGGAAAAACUGUUCAAUUGCUCUGUUUGUGGUAAAUCAUUCUCUCAAAAAGGUGGGAUGCAAUCACACAUGAGUAAACACACGGAAGAAAAACUCUACAGUUGCUCAAUUUGUGAUCAAACAUUCUCUCAAAUGAACCAUGUGGUCACACAUAUGAGCAUUCACACGGGAAGACCCUUGAGUUGCCCAGCAUGUGGUGAAAGCUAUGCUCACAAGGGCAGUUUGAUUGAGCACAUGCGAAAACACAGCACAGAGACGGAAUAAAAAGUCAUGAGAUGAAAACAUGCAGUAUCAUUUUUUUCAAUGUGUACUCAACAUGUAAAUAGCAUGUACGGUUCAAAAGGCAUUAAAAACAUUCAUCUUUCACUGCAA
This is a messenger RNA of Syngnathus acus (greater pipefish), 1750 nucleotides long. RefSeq names its product zinc finger protein OZF-like. Lineage: Eukaryota; Metazoa; Chordata; Actinopteri; Syngnathiformes; Syngnathidae. The record is from RefSeq and is a predicted model, not a curated record. The transcript is spliced from 2 exons. Bases 50 to 1642 code for a protein of 530 amino acids.